GGCAUUUCUCGGUCAAUAACACUUGUUAUAUUUUGUGUUCAAUAGUGGUUUCGUUUAUAUAUUUUUUGUAGUAUUUUUAGACUCAAAUAAUUAUGAAAUUAUUUAAAAUAGAGUUAAAAAGUUUAUUAACAAAGAUUUAAACGAAACCAGAGUGAAAUAUUUGCAUGAAAGGAUGGACAAAAUCCGUAAGACAUCAUUUCCGAGCAAGUUCAAAGACAGCUGAAAGAAAUCUUUAUAAAGAGAAAUAUUUUUAUAUUUUUGUAAUAAAAAUUCCCGUUCAUAUAAAAAAUAGGAAAGUUUUAAAAAAAUUGUGCAACUUCGGUGACGAUAAAGAAAUUAUGGAACUUUGAUUAUUAACAAACUUUGAUUAUUAACAAAUUACUUAAAGGUUUUCCGUCUCAGAGCAUGAAAAUUGCUAAAGAAAUUAAAGAAAUCUUUGAAGAGAAAUAUUUUUAUGCUUUUCUAUCAAAAUUCCCGUUCGUAUUUACAAAGUAGGAAACUUUACCAAAAAAAAUUGUGCAACUUCGGUGCCGUAAAAUAAAUUAUGGAAUUUUAAUUAAUUAUAAAAUACUUAAAGAUUCUCUUCAGUUUGACUGUUAAAUUCCAUGAAAAUUCUGUCCAAUAAUUUAUUAAUUAUCUCGUUACCGUAAAAAAUGUCGACAAAAUCAAAACCGACGAAACCUCCCCCAAAUAAAUCCGAUGACGCAAGUAGUAAAUCACUGACCUCCUGGUCGUGGAGCAUUUUCCUCCUAAUUUUAACCUUAUCAGUGCUCACCCGAUUCUACAAAGUCCAAGAACCGGACCAUGUUUGCUGGGAUGAGACACAUUUUGGCAAAAUGGGCAGUUGGUACAUCAAUCGGACGUUUUUCUUUGAUGUUCAUCCCCCUCUGGGAAAGAUGAUGAUCGGCCUGUUCGGCUACGCCACCGGCUACGACGGAACAUUUUCCUUUGAAAAUCCUGGUCAAAAAUAUAACGAAACUAAUUAUUUGGGGAUGCGCGUGUGCUGCACGGCCCUGGGCACCCUCCUCGUCCCCCUCACAUAUCUGACGACGUGGGAAAUGACCGAAUCGACCCCGGCCGCCGGAAUGGCGUCGGCUUUGGUUUUGUUCGACGUGGGGCUGGUCACGUUAACGCAGUACAUCCUCUUGGACCCGAUUCUUCUCUUUUUCAUCAGCAUCUCCGUCUACUCGUCGUUUAAAUUUUAUUCGUUUAGAAAGAGCCCCUUCAGUUUCUCAUGGUGGAUGUGGCUUGCGCUGACGGGGACGUUUUUAUCCUGCGCGAUGAGUGUAAAAUUUGUGGGAUUAUUCACCGUUUUGUACGUUGGAUUGAGGACGAUUUAUGAAUUGUGGGAAAUCUUGGGGGAUUUGUCGAGGCCGGUGAUCUACACCUUGUACCACUUCCUGGCCCGAGCCGUGUGCCUGAUCCUCCUCCCCCUCGUGCUCUACGUCACAUUUUUCUACAUCCAUUUGACCGUGCUUAACCGGAGCGGCAACGGCGACGGCUUCUACAGCUCCGCCUUCCAAUCCCAACUGAUCGGAAACCCACUCUACAACGCUUCCAUGCCACGCGAAGUCGCCUACGGAGCUCACAUAACGCUAAAAUCCCAACGGACCGGUGGGGGCUACCUCCACUCCCACUGGCACUUGUACCCCGAAGGAAUCGGUGCUAAACAGCAACAAAUAACCACGUACGCUCACAAGGACGACAACAACAAGUGGGUUAUCAAGAAAUAUAACGAAAUUGCUCCACAACUGGAUAACGCCUCCGCUCCGAUCGAGUUUAUUAAAAGCGGAGAUUUAGUGAGAUUGGAGCAUUUGGUUACCAAAAGAAAUCUGCAUGGACACCGGAUCUCUGCUCCGGUUAGCAAGAAGCAGUGGCAGGUCACGGGGUAUGGGGAGAACGGCACCGGUGACGCGAACGACGUGUGGCGAAUCGAGGUCGUUGGUGGGAAAGUGGGCGAUUUAAUCCACGUCGUGAGCAGUCGACUCCGAUUUUUCCAUCAAUUACAAAACUGUGUUUUAUCCGGAACCGGGAAACAACUGCCGAAAUGGGCCUACGAACAAAUGGAAGUCGCCUGCAACUCGAAUUUAAGGGACGUUCGGAAAUCCACGUUUUGGAACGUGGAGGAAAAUCAUUUCCCGAGAUUGCCCAACACCUCCUUCCACGUCCACGCCCCAUCAUUUAUGGAGAAAUUCUUCGAGUCCCACACGAUAAUGUUUGAAGGGAAUGCGGGGCUGAAGCCGAAAGAGGGCGAAGUCACGUCCCGACCGUGGCAGUGGCCGAUUGAUUUGCGAGGCCAGUAUUUCAGUGGGAGCAGUUAUAGGAUUUAUUUAUUGGGAAAUCCUAUCAUUUGGUGGGGAAAUCUUGUUUUACUGGGGGGAUUUUUAGCCUUGUACGCGUCUCAUGAGUGGAGGGGGCAGAGGGGUUGCGAAGAGGAGGAUGAGCAAGUUAAAGAACGCCGAAGUAAAACAAUGUCGACGUGCGUCUGGUUGUUUGUCGGCUGGUCGUUGCAUUAUCUUCCGUUUUACACGAUGGGAAGGGUUUUGUACUUUCACCACUACUUUCCAGCCCUGCUUUUCUCCUCGAUGUUGUCUGGAGUCAUUUUGGACUACUUGUUUCAAACGCUGGGGAAAAAUACGUGGCAUUUCUUUUACGGGGGGAUUUUAGCCGGGGUGGCGUACAGUUUCUACCUCUUUUCGCCCUUGGCCUACGGGAGUUCGGGUCCCUUGGCUUCCGAAGCGAACAGCACGAUGCAUGGACUCAAAUGGUUGGAAUCGUGGGAGUUUUGAUCGUUUUUUAUUUAAAAUGAAAUUAUUUAUUGCAAAAAAGAGAUUAAAAAUAAAAAUUUUAAACGGAAGCCCGUUUUUCUAAAAUCGCA
This is a messenger RNA of Folsomia candida, 2878 nucleotides long. RefSeq names its product protein O-mannosyl-transferase 2 (gene twisted). Gene Ontology annotation, molecular function: dolichyl-phosphate-mannose-protein mannosyltransferase activity. Gene Ontology annotation, cellular component: endoplasmic reticulum; membrane. Gene Ontology annotation, biological process: protein O-linked glycosylation via mannose. Bases 654 to 2789 code for a protein of 711 amino acids. NCBI's taxonomy places the organism in Eukaryota, Metazoa, Arthropoda, Collembola, Entomobryomorpha, Isotomidae. The record is from RefSeq and is a predicted model, not a curated record. The transcript is spliced from 10 exons.